Petromyzon marinus (sea lamprey) is the source of this 2827-nucleotide messenger RNA. RefSeq names its product LTO1 maturation factor of ABCE1 (gene LTO1). The record is from RefSeq and is a predicted model, not a curated record. NCBI's taxonomy places the organism in Eukaryota, Metazoa, Chordata, Hyperoartia, Petromyzontiformes, Petromyzontidae.
UGGGAGGGGGAGGAGGGGAGGCGACACGAGCCGUCGGCAUGAGGCGGCAGGGCAAGCCGAGCGACAAUAUUAAAGUGUGCCACUGUUGUAACAAUUAACAUUACCACAGUGACACACUCGCACACGUUAAUAUAUAUGUGUAGCAUAUGACGGCGAGGGGGAGAGAGGCUGUAAUCCAUGGAGAAUCACGGAGACGUCGCGGGAGAUAUUUUCGACCCGAUCGUGAUGGCUCCGGAACGGAUACAGGUUCAGGGUUACGAGGAGGGGUUUGAGCGAGGCCGACGCCAGGGUCUCGUCGAGGGCUGGCAGCUCGGCGUCAGGCACGGAGGCGCCAUCGCGGCCGAGGUAGCAUUCUACUAUGGCUUCACGGUUACCUGGCAGAGCCUACUGCAAAGAGGAGGUGAAAGCGAUGUCAAGUCAAGCCGGAAACUCAAGGCUUUGGAGGCGCUAUCCUUGCUCAUCCGUACCUGUCCGGUCCAGGAUGCGACCCAUCCUGAGCUGCAGGAAAACCUGGACAAGAUUCGGGCUAAAUUCAAGCAGGUGUGCUCGCUGAUCAAUGUCCCCAUCCAUAUGAGCCAACCAUCAGCAUCUGGGACCACAUUCUGAUGUCUCUACGCACACGUUAAUAUGCGUGCUCGUUGGACUUUUCUCUGAUUUUCAAACCUGGCCAGAACCGUGGUGUGGAGGUGUACUUCCAAUACUGUGCACACCGCUUCUGCACGGACCAACUUCUAAUCCAGUCUGAACCCUUAUGAAGUCAACUCGGCUUUGAGAGACCGAUGAUGUUGCAUCACUCACCUCCUAUCAAUAACUUGGCUACAUUGGCUUUGAGACUGCUUGGUGAUGAGGUCCCCAGGGGGCUCAGAGGUCAAGGUGUUGGCCUGGGUUAAAAUCCAGGUAGCUGCCUGUGAUUAAACCGGAUUCUCAGGUGUAGUGUGUUGAAGUUCUCAGCCUGGUGACCAAUGAACAUUAAAAAACAAUCACAUUUUUAGCUCUGAGAAUUACAAAAGAUAAACCUGAAUUUCAUAGCGAAGGCUACUCCCGGUGUGAGAUGGAUAGUGUUGGCCCUGACUGAGGACCAAGAUCACUUCAAAGCAUCUUAGAGGUAGCUGUGUGGCAUCUGCUUGGACUGGAUCAUUCUCUAACACCAAGGAUUGCACUGCUCUCUACGAGACCUGAUUUCAUACUUCGUCUGACACCAAGCACACACAAUAAUGGCAACAACAUUUCAAAAUGAAAAAGAAGUGGAAUUGUAAUCAGUUUACCAUAAGCUAAGAUGUGCAACCAUUCAACUCUAUAACCAAUUAUCUUUAAAAGAGCAUUUGCUAAUCACCACCACCCCAACCUCGGCUAGAUUUCUGCCAAGCGGGCAAGUGAAUUCCUGAGAUCGGGCCACAUUGGCCAAGAGCAGUGGAGAAAGUGGUGGGUGGGUAAAAAAAAAAACGUGUGCCAGGGGCCUAGGGCGCGAGACAAGGUCGUGCGGUUUGAGGACACGCCUCGGACUGGCUUGGCACGCUACUUGCAUGGUUCAGGCAGCAGCGUUGCUUUGGCACGCAUAAAACUGGGUGUGGUAAUGUGGGAACAGUGCAAAGCAUUGACCCCAUAACUCCUAAUCCCUCCUCUUCCCACAAAUGUCACUUCUGGAACUGUAGCUGCUUUUACACUUGAGCUGUCAGUUCACAUCAUAUCUGAUGUCAUCGUAUCAGAUGUGAACUGGAUCAACUGGAUCUUGUUCACGGGAUUCAAUGUAAAUCUCCACCCACAAACUAUAUAAAAAAAAUACAUAUCUAGCUUUAGAUAGCUAGUGCGCACCCAUUCCAUAUCGCAAUACACAUGUAACUGGUUCCCACACACGCAAAAAACUGGAAUGUCUGAAGAAAAUGCAGAAAUGAGAAUAACACGGAACAAAUCUGCAGACAGGCCAGCAGCCAACUUACUGCUCUAUGCUGCAAGCCACAAAUACUCUGCAGGCGUUCUACAACAUAUAUUAAACUUGUUUCUAAAGCGAUUUGGUUGUGUUUGAAAUACACGUGGUGAGCUCUAAGUUAUGCACCAGUGCAAUUUCAACUAUAACAAGUCGACCUUUUGAAGUGUAUCACUCUGCUCCAUUGAGAUAGGCAAGUCUUCACAUGCGAUGCUACGCCUCAAUAUUGUGGAAUAGCCCCAGGUUACGGCACACUUCUUAAUCACGCCCACACAGAAGAUCAGUCCCAAGUUGAAUGAGCUCUGCACACAAGAUCUCGGUCUUAAUUUGAAUGAGCCCUCAGUUACGUGGAGCAUGUUUUGCAAUGAUCAGGCAUGUGCAACUUGUAACAUUUAUUUUCCAUCCACGUCAUCCUGUUGAACUUAUUUUGCACUGUAUGUAGCUAACCGGAGGUGCGGGGGAAGAACAAACUAAACAAUGCAGUUCUAAAUCAUUUUUCCCCGUAGAUUUAAAAAUGCAUACAGCUCCAGUGGCUGCCUAAUAUCGGAAGAGCGUCUGAAAGCACGUGAUGCAGUGACCGUCUUCGUUCGAUGGUUAGCCAAAAGCUGCUGCGAGGAUCCAGAGUUUACGUGAUAGUUUAUGCUCCUCGAGAUAGCAGGAUUCGGUUGCAUUUAGACGCUUCCUAACACAGUAUGUUUUCGAGUCGUUUCUUCCAUUGGUAUUCAUGGGUUACAGCUCUUCUCGGUAUGAACUUUGCGGAGGUUGCAACGACAACGGGAGGGAUUUACAAAGAACCGAAGAAAGCGACGAAAAGCCACGAUUCCUUGCAAACUUUAUUGUGUUGACAAAGGCUGUGCAAGAUGGUCAAAUGGACAUUUCCAUUAAAAGAAAUGUUUGAAUUAA